AUGGCGGACGAGGAAUCCGAGGCUGCCUUUUUCCAGGCCCAAGCCUUGAACACUGAGUCGCAUUCCCCCGCCGAGGAAGAAGCCGAGAACUCGGAUUCAGACGACUACGACCCUUCACAGGCAUUGGGCGAGCACUAUGCAACCUCUUUCGCAGACCCCAAACAGAAUGAUGAUGAUGAUGCCACCGCUGAUCAAUCUCCGUUGAAUGAUGUCGUUAACGCGACUCCCGACGUGGCGGCUGUCGCAUCAGACACCGAAGCUGCCCAAGACAGCGUCGCUCUUGAUCCUUCUCAGAACUCCUCCCCUACUGGAUCUCAGACAUCGACACCCGCACCACCAACCGAAGAUGCGGCACAACCCACGGCCACCACGGAUGGUGCAGUUGGGGUUGAUCAGGACGAGGAUGACGAGGAUGACGCGGAUUAUGAACCGCCAGCUGUACUUGAGGGAGAGGAGGCAGAUGUUAUUCCUGUGACAAUGUCUGAAGAUCCCAGUUCAGGAAAUGCAAUUCAAAACACUUCCACCCUUGAUGUAUCAUCACACCAAGCUGAGCAGGGACCUGCCAGUGGGCCAGACCUUUCCCAUAGUUCUUAUUCUCCUGCUCAUGUUCCUAAUAUUGAUCCUUCUUCUGUUUCUGGCCAAUCUCAGUGGGCUGCGCAAGAUUUGAACUCCACGGACAUGCAGAACAGUACCGCUCCUACCCCUGUACCUGACUCUCCUUCUGCACAGGGCCGUCUGUCCCAUGAUCGGGUGGGAAUCCUGCAAGAUCGCACCGAGCAAGACCCCCGAGGUGAUAUUCCCGCAUGGUUGGAGUUAAUCGCAGAGCACAGAAGCCGCAACAGAUUAGACAGCGCACGUGAGACCUACGAGAGCUUUUUGAAGGUCUUUCCAAUGGCUGCUGAUCAAUGGGUGGCUUACGCCAACAUGGAAUCUGAGCUCAAUGAACUCUUUCGUCUAGAGCAGAUCUUCAACCGCACCUUGUUGACGAUCCCAAGCGUUCACCUCUGGUCUGUGUAUCUCGACUAUGUCCGCCGCCGUAACCCUCUGAGCACAGACGCCUCCGGACAAGCAAGAAAAACCAUUUCCUCCGCCUAUGAUCUCGCCAUUCAAUAUGUGGGCAUGGACAAGGAUUCGGGCAACAUCUGGACCGACUACAUCGAGUUCAUUCGUUCCGGGCCCGGCAGUGUUGGAGGAUCUGGGUGGCAGGAUCAACAAAAGAUGGAUCUGCUGCGAAAGGCCUAUCAACGCGCUAUCAGUGUUCCGACCCAAGCAGUCAAUACCCUCUGGAAGGAAUACGACCAAUUUGAAAUGGGAUUGAACAAAUUGACGGGCCGCAAAUUCCUGCAAGAACACUCGCCAUCUUACAUGACUGCCCGCAGCUCCUACACUGAACUUUUCAACACCACACGCGAUUUGAUCCGGACAUCCCUUCCUCCCAUGCCCCCGAUGCCAGGAGCUGAAGGUGACGCUGAAUUCGCAGCGCAGGCGGAGAUUUGGAAACGUUGGCUUGCAUGGGAGAAAGAAGAUCCUUUAGUGCUCAAAGAGGACGAUCUUGCAGCUUUCAAAUCGCGCGUUGUUUACUGCUACAAGCAGGCACUCAUGGCGCUGAGAUUUUUGCCAGAGAUUUGGUUCGACGCUGCGGAAUUUUGCUUUUUAAAUGAUAUGGAGAGCGAUGGCAACGAUUUCCUCAAGCAGGGUGUUGAAGCAAACCCAGAGAGCUGUCUUCUGACAUUCAAGCGAGCGGAUAGGUUGGAGGUCACUUCUGAAACCGAACAAGAACCAUCCAAGCGCGCAGCAAAGGUCCGGGAGCCCUAUGACAAGCUACUUGACGCUCUCUACGGCUUGAUCAACAAGGCUCGCGAACGAGAAACACAGGAUAUCGCCCGCAUUGAACAAGAAUUUGCCCCCAAAGCUGCACAGACUCAACCUGAGAAUGAUGAUGAGCCUGAUCCUGAGGCAAAGGAAAGAGAAGCAGCAAAGACGGCACAGAUUGAUGUAGUCCACAAGGCCCACUCAGUCCACAUCAACGCACUCUCCAAAACCCUCUCCUUUGCCUGGAUCUCACUUAUGCGCUCCAUGCGUCGGAUUCAAGGCAAAGGCAAGCCUGGUGAACUAGCAGGUUCGCGACAAAUUUUUGCAGAGGCUCGAAAGCGUGGUCGGAUAACCAGUGAUGUCUACAUCGCCAGUGCUCUCAUGGAGUAUCACUGCUACAAGGACCCUGCCGCAACAAAGAUCUUUGAAAGGGGUGCCAAAUUGUUCCCAGAAGAUGAGCAUUUCGCACUCGAGUAUCUGAAGCAUCUCCUUGAUAUCAACGAUGUCAUUAAUGCCAGAGCCGUGUUCGAAACGACCGUCAGAAAGUUGGUCUCCAACCCUGAGAGUGUCCACAAGGCUAAGCCCAUAUUCUCCUUCCUUCAUGGAUACGAGUCUCGGUACGGUGAUCUCACCCAAGUGAUCAACCUGGAGACCCGCAUGCGUGAAUUAUACCCCGAGGACCCUGCUCUGGCUCAGUUUGCCCAUCGUUAUGCCAGUCCCACGUUUGAUCCCACGUCUGUCAGACACAUUUUGUCGCCGUCCCAGACACGACAAAAAUCCGACAAUGCGGGCUAUCUCACUACAACACAAGCUUCUCCCGCGCAAAACCACGCGGACAUGUCGCUGAACUCACCCAAGAGACCCUAUCCCACCGACGAUUAUGACGACGAGAGCCGCCCGCGCAAGUUUGCUCGUGCUGAAUCUCCCAUGAAGGGGGGACAAGCCCGACGCCCCGAUCAGCCAAAACGAGUGCAGCAGCUCAACGGGCAAAACACUUCAUACAAGCCUCAAGGAUCCCCUGCUCCUCUGCCUCGGGAAGUGGUCACUCUUUUGAGCAUCAUCCCUCCCGCCCACUCAUAUAACAUCAGCCGCCUUUCUCCCGAGAAAAUGAUUGAACUCCUCCACCACGUCAAUAUUCCUGCCACCCCCGCUCAAGCACAGCUGCCUCAAAACUCUGGUGGGGGAAUGUCUUACUCUGGCUCCUACCGUUGA
Penicillium brevicompactum is the source of this 3024-nucleotide messenger RNA. RefSeq names its product cleavage polyadenylation factor subunit RNA14 (gene rna14). The record is from RefSeq and is a predicted model, not a curated record. Bases 1 to 3024 code for a protein of 1007 amino acids. Gene Ontology annotation, molecular function: protein binding; mRNA binding. Gene Ontology annotation, biological process: mRNA 3'-end processing. Lineage: Eukaryota; Fungi; Ascomycota; Eurotiomycetes; Eurotiales; Aspergillaceae. The transcript has 5 exons. Gene Ontology annotation, cellular component: nucleus.